This is a messenger RNA of Dromiciops gliroides (monito del monte), 5276 nucleotides long. RefSeq names its product fibroblast growth factor 12 (gene FGF12). The transcript is spliced from 5 exons. The record is from RefSeq and is a predicted model, not a curated record. Gene Ontology annotation, biological process: fibroblast growth factor receptor signaling pathway; positive regulation of protein phosphorylation; positive regulation of cell population proliferation. Gene Ontology annotation, cellular component: cytoplasm. Gene Ontology annotation, molecular function: growth factor activity; fibroblast growth factor receptor binding. Bases 1700 to 2431 code for a protein of 243 amino acids. NCBI's taxonomy places the organism in Eukaryota, Metazoa, Chordata, Mammalia, Microbiotheria, Microbiotheriidae.
UGGGGGUCGCAGAACUCUCUGAGCGUCCGCGGCCGCCUGCGUCUCGGAUCUAACCGCUCGGUCUCCCGGUUGGGCGGACUGUUCUCCGUGUGCAAGCCGGGGCCGCUGCUCUGAACCCGGGGCGAAGGGCUAGGCGCCGCGGGUGGGCCGGCAGGCCGGCAGGCACGGAGCAGGGCCCUCGGGGCGAUGCCUUGAAACCUUGGACGCUCCGGAGCCAGGGCCCUCCUCCUUCUGGGCCGGCCGAUGGCAGGGAAGCCCCGCUAAAGAGGCCCGGGAGGGGCUGGGCCGCGCUCAGCAUCCCGGAGACUGCCCCCGCCAAGCCCGGGCAGAGCUUUUCCUCCUGGGCUGGGGAUCAGGGGUCUCCCCUGCCAAGCCCUCCCAGACGCUCAUUUCUCGAAGGUACUCCCACUGUGCGGAUCUAAUCUAGGAGGAGAAAGGGAUUUCCCUGCUGCAGACUGGGCUCCCUAUCCCCUCCUCCCCGCCCGGUGCCCUCGCCGUGGGGGCGGGCGGGCGGUUCCCGGGGGCGCUAGGCUCCCGGGGAUCUCCCUCCCCAAGGUCCCUCCCCUCCUCCCCCUCUCCCUUCUUCCCUUGUCUUCACCGCUCGUGGUGAAUCGAGUUUCCCACAGCUUGUGACGCUCCUGGAACUAGCCCCACAGCUGGUAACAGCUGCCACAGCAACACGAAACCUGGUGAAGCACCAGCACCUGGACCCCCUCCCAGCCCCACCCCACCCUGAGCCCUCCAGGUAGCCUUUGCCUUCUAGACGCACGGCUGUCAGGUCUGUUUGGAAUAAAACCUAAGUCAAUCCGUCCACACAAGCACCGCCGAAGCCCAGAGAGAGGUGGACAAUGUGGGUAGCGCUGGCUGACUUAGGGGGAAUGGCUCUUUUGGUCUUGCAGAGACCACCAGCGGGGACUUAAUCGGCUGGCCGGCUCCCUCUCCUUUCUCAGCUUUGGUGGUUUCUUUUCUACAGGCCCUCACCUUUUACUCACUUUUUAGCCUUUUCAUUAAUUGAUUGAUUUUUAGCCAGGGGCACGCACGGCUGCCCGCCCCGCGCCCACCGCUUUGUAGAGUUUUUAUAUCAAACUCUCCCUUCCUCCCCUUGGCUUGGGGGGCGGAGGUCAGCCGGGACCCCCAGGGAAGGGGUUUGGAGACGGAGCCCUCUUCAUAUUUCGGACAGCACUUCGGUGUCCAGACACUACAGGGCCGGACCGGACUCCAGGCAAGCUGGGCCAAGACCCUUCCUCAGCCUCACCUCGAAAGCCGAGUCCCUCGGCUCCACGACCUCGGGGCCAGCGUGGGGGAAUCUUUGGGCAGUAACUCGGGUUCGGGGUGACCCCGGCUAGCAGAAAGAUCACCGUUCUUUCACUGUAUCCACUCGGAUUGACAUUGGUUUUGUUUCCACUACCAAACACUUCGAGAUCCCCCCAAUUGCCCACGGAUUCAGGCUGAAUUAGUAGGCUGCUGGGCGUCCCGUUUUCUCUCCUACAGCCGACACAGAGCUUCCUCAUUACUGCCUCCCCUUUGCCCAAUCGAGGCACUUUCGGGGUCCUGACUGACCUGCCUUGGCUUAGAAGGAAAGGGUGGUAGAAAGAAGUUAAAAGGCAUUGGAUCCGAAGGGAAGGCGGCCAGCCCUCCUUCCUCUUCCAGCCUAGGAGCCCCCAAGGGGCUGGAGAGAGGCCCCGACGGCUGAGCCGCGAUGGCCGCGGCUAUAGCCAGCUCGUUGAUCCGCCAGAAGCGCCAGGCUAGAGAAUCUAACAGCGAUCGGGUUUCGGCCUCCAAGCGCCGCUCGAGCCCCAGCAAGGAUGGGCGCUCCCUGUGCGAGAGGCAUGUCCUCGGGGUGUUCAGCAAGGUGCGUUUCUGCAGUGGCCGGAAGAGGCCCGUGAGGCGGAGACCAGAACCCCAGCUGAAAGGAAUUGUGACAAGGUUAUUCAGCCAGCAGGGAUAUUUCCUGCAGAUGCACCCAGAUGGGACAAUUGAUGGAACUAAGGAUGAGAACAGUGACUACACCCUUUUCAACCUAAUCCCAGUGGGCCUUCGGGUUGUGGCAAUCCAGGGAGUGAAAGCCAGCCUUUAUGUGGCAAUGAAUGGAGAAGGAUAUCUUUACAGCUCUGAUGUUUUCACACCUGAGUGCAAAUUUAAGGAGUCUGUCUUUGAAAACUACUACGUUAUCUAUUCUUCUACACUUUACCGGCAGCAGGAAUCAGGACGAGCCUGGUUUCUGGGACUCAAUAAAGAAGGUCAAAUUAUGAAAGGAAACAGAGUGAAAAAAACCAAACCCUCAUCACACUUUGUUCCUAAACCCAUUGAAGUGUGCAUGUACAGAGAGCCUUCGCUGCACGAAAUUGGAGAAAAGCAAGGACGUUCCAGGAAAAGCUCCGGGACACCAACGAUGAACGGAGGGAAAGUGGUGAACCAGGACUCCACAUAGCUGCAAACUCUUCUCUUCUGUGCACACUCCUCCCCUUCCUCCGUCCCCCUCCCUGGUGCCCCCUCCCUCCCCAGUACCCAUGGAGACAACAAUAUACUGAUCAGGCAGAAUUUAGGGGCUAAGAUUUGGAAUGCAAAAUCUGUGUUUGGGGAAGAUGAUGAAAUUCAACCUCAAUCUUUCCUGUUUCAAUGUUGCAGAAACACACACUCACUCACACUCACACACACAUACACACACACAAACAGAUGCAAUGUGAAGAAAAAUGGCAAAUCAAUCUAGUCUCCACUAUAAUUUUUAAGCAAACCCUUCACUCUAUCGUGGGAGAGGGGAAAGGUAGCACCCUGCAUAAUUUUAAUAAAGAUGCUACCAUAAAAAGCUAGGACUUGGGAGAAUUGAACCUUGCCCCUGAGGUUCUCCACUACCCCCCCCAACCCCAGACUGCUUGAAUUGCUACAAAAAGCCCUAAAGUGGGGGAAGGGCUGAUUUUGUGUUUUUGUUGUAUUCUUUGUGGCUGUCUCUGUAAUUCCCCAUCUUUUUAAGAAGCCUGAAAAUGUGUGGGUUUGUGUUUUCUGUUAAAGCUUCCCAAAUGCCUGCUAAAACCCCCUUUUUCAAUUCCUCCUUCUCCUGUCCUCUUUCCCUAUCAUUCAGGCCAUUCUAUCUGGGACUUUGUAGUACCAGAAUGUUGGAUUGUUCAUCAUAGGCAAUAUCAUGGAAGAAGGUUGCAGGUGGAAGUGCGACCUUAAUGAGUUCUAAUGGUUUUAGUUGACAACAACAUUUUGAAAAAAAAAGGGUUUCAGAUUCUAGUAGUUGAAACCUCAUUACAUUUAUCUAAGGCUUUGUUAUUUUUUUUAAAAUGUCAUCUAGAAGAGUCACUGUUAUAAAAGGAAAAAUAUCUUGGAGAUAUUUGUGGUCACAGUGAAAACUCUCCUUUAGAAAUUUAACUAUUUUAGUUAGCCAUUAUAUUCAUCUUCUAUCUUGUGGAAACUCUUGAGAAGGGACAUAAUGAAUCUCCCUUAUCAGAGUGUUCAUCCAGGAUUAAAUAGGAAAAUGGAGUUUUGAAGAAGGGACACAAGUCCUGUCACAUUUUAAGGGCAAACUGGGCUUCAUUUCUUCCCCUCUCUCUUCCUCCUACCUGAAGUUGGCAUACAGGAGGCAUGACCCAGUGUCAGCUGAGUCAUCAGGAAGAAUGGUAUUGUACUCGACAGCUGACUUAGGUCCCUAAAACAUGUGACUUUCUCUUUAUCUUAUCUGGCUAGCAAUGUAGCUAUAUUUUGAACCUCCUAUAGAUUCAACAAUUCUCCUGACUACCUUCAAUGCCAUAUACAGUCUGAGGAGGCCCAUGCGACUUGGACUGUGAUCUCAAGGCUAAGUUUAGGGACUUAUUGUGGGGAUAAAAAAGCACAUCUUUAGGUAUAUGCCUAGGAUAGUAUCUUACAGUGUGGUUAGAUGAUAGAAACGAGGAGAAAGGAAGUGUUUAGUCCCCCCACCUGCUGACCAAAUAUCUGGAUGUUACCGUGAUCAUGACUUGGAGAAAGUUUGCCAUGUGCCCUGAAAGUUCCCUUCCUUUCCUUAGCUGAAAACAACUGCUUCCACUCAUUAUAAUUGUUCAUGAAUGGCUCAUGUGCUAAGCUAUAUCUGUGCAGCUUCCCCCAACCUCCUCACCAUUUAUGGCAUCAAGGCUUCGCCAAAAUUGGAAAGGCAGAAUAAGGUCAAGACCUUACAAAGUAAUAGCAAAGGCUAUGCAUGUAGGACUUUGGCAAUGCAAUUUUAAGGAUAAAUGCUUUGAAGUGGCAUAUAUCUAGCUAUAAACAUUAAACUCUAGCUGUUGCUUUCAUAGGCAAAUGACAAUGGAAAGAACUCCAAAAUUGACCUUCCUCCUCUCUGCCUCCCUCCAUUCAGCACAAUUGUAUCUUUGCUUUUAGCAGCACCAAGGAAUCAGAGGGCUCUUUUUAAGAAGGAUUCUCUUUGAAAUGAUGAAUGAGGCUUUUACAGAUUGAGAAUAGACUCCAGAACAGGAGCUUUAGUUGAGCUUCCCAGAGUUUGCAAGGGAUUAUCAGAAAGAUAACCAAAGGCCCAUUUUACAAAGUGAAAUUGAAAUAGUGCUAAAGACAUGAGGGGCAAGAUUGAUUUCAUACUUUUUAUUAUGAAGAGAUAACAUCAAGAGAGAGAAUCCAGCCAUCAGCCAAAAGGCCAACCCAAACCAAUGCUGUCUACUCCAUGUCAUGUAUAUUCAAGCUGAGAUACAGAGAUUAGUUGUCCUUUGGCAAGCAUAAGUGAGAACAGGAAUGCUGAGGACACAAAUUAGAACCUAUUAUUCUCAAUCAUUUGAAAAAAUGUUAGGCUCAAAAGAUUGUUUUUGAAAUGAAGGUGACCUUGCGCCCUUGUUCAGGAGUCUGUGCUAUCAUCCCACCAGGAGUGAGGGGCCUCCCACACAAUGGCUAAGGAUUAGUGGUGGAAGGGAGAGUCAGGAGCCUGUGCAGCUGCUGCCCACACAAUGUUGUCAUGAAAAAUAUAUUGGCAAAGAAGAGAGAGAGAGAGAGAGAGAGAGAGAGAGAGAGAGAGAGAGAGAGAGAGAGAGAGAAUUCAUAUCUAGUACUGAUAUUGAAUUGUAGAUAAUCCACCUCUAUCCACUUUUCUGUUUGCUCCCAAACACACCCACCCACCCAACUACUUUUCCAACUUAAUUCCAAGUUGAACAAUCUUCUUCUUAUGGAAAAGAAUAGUUUAUUUCUAGCUCUUCCUCCCAUACUUUAAUUUGAACAGUCAUUUCCAGGACUCCUGGCUUUCCUUUUUUCUUUGCCAUUGGCCAGUCCAAUCCCUAAGUGAUGCCAGACUAUGUUUAAUG